AUGCGGAGUAUGAGCGAGGUUAUGGAAGGAAGGCUUGGAUCGCUUGACGAAAGUCAAAACAAUACCAACGCCGUUGUCACACGACUCGAACAGCGAUUAGAGGAAGUUUUGCGUGCGCUCCAGCAGCAACCACCUCACCGCGACGAUCCCCCAAGGCGCGAACCACGCCAGCACGAUGAGCAUGCCGACCGCACACCAUCCCCACGGCGCAAGCAUCGACGCGAGCAACGGCGCGCACACGAACAGGAGAAGGGUCGGCGACGCGAGCGUUACGAACACGAGGAGGAUUUCGAUCAGCGGUCGCAAGCGUCCACCUACCGUGAGCGGCCUAAGCCCGACAAGCCGAGGUUCGUAAUGUCCAUCUUCACGGGUAGUGAUCCGGAGGCUUGGCUCAACAGAAUCGUGCAAUAUUUCGAACUGAAUGAAACCGACAGCCACGAUCGAGUACGGUACGCAGCAUUCUACUUAGAUGGAGAGGCCAACUAUGGUGGCAGUGGCUUUCCCGGAUCUACCGUAGGCGGCAACAAGUCAUUACAUGGGCUAACUUUGAGAGAGAAUUGCUCACUCGAUUUGGCACGUCCAUUGUUAGAG
Striga hermonthica is the source of this 591-nucleotide messenger RNA. The record is from the annotation of a GenBank genome assembly. Lineage: Eukaryota; Viridiplantae; Streptophyta; Magnoliopsida; Lamiales; Orobanchaceae.